AGCAAACGACAAAUUGCAUUUCUCCCACUUUCCCCAUUUUUCACCAUCAUUUCAUGCCAAACAGUUCACCAAACAUCUUCCUUACCUUACUCCCUCUUCUCCAUCUCUAUAAAAUCAGCCCCAUUCCACCUAAACACAGUACUACACGAAACAGAGACACCCAAAAAUGGAUCAUACAAAGCCAAUUCUUUGCGUUCUUGACGCUUCCUCUUACGUGGGCUUUUGGGUCACCAAAGAAUUGCUAAACAAAGGAUACCCAGUUCAUGCAGCCGUCCAAAACAAUGGAAAGCCAGAGAUUGAGAGGACUAUUAGAGAGAUGGGUAAAAUGAAGAAUGGGCUGGUGUUUUUUUCUGUGGAUAUCAUGGACUACCAGAGCAUUCUUGUUGCUUUGAAAGGAUGCUCUGGUUUGUUCUGCUGUAUGGACACUCCCCAUGUGUUUGAUGAAAAAAUGGUAGAUUUGGAAGUUAGAGGGACAAUUAAUGUUGUGGAGGCUUGUGCUCAGACAGAUACUGUUAAUAAGAUUGUCUUCACUUCUUCCUUAACUGCUGCUGUGUGGAGAGAGAAUAUCCUCUCUGAGAAAGAUGUGGAUGAAAGAUGUUGGAGUGAUAAAGAAUUUUGCAGGAAAAUGAAGUUAUGGUACCCUUUAGCAAAGACACUCUCUGAACAAGCUGCUUGGGCUUUAGCAGUGGACCGUAAGCUAAAAAUGGUGUCAAUUAACGCAGGGCUUGUUCUUGGACCGGCUGUUGCAGAGGAAAAUUCAGGGUCAACAAUCUCAUAUCUUAAAGGAGCUGCUCAGAUGUAUGAAAAUGGGGUGCUGGCAGUGGUUGAUGUGAAAUUUUUGGUGGAUGUUCAUAUUCGAGCAAUGGAAGAUUCGUCCACGGGUGGUCGAUAUUUCUGCUUUGAUCAGAUAGUGAAUAGUGAGGAAGAAACUGUUAAACUUGCGAAUAUAUUGAGGCCAUUGAUAUCUCUUCCACAAAGGUACGAAGUUCAAGGAAGGGAAGCUUUUGCUGAGAGACUCAGAACCAGGAGAUUGCACAAAUUGAUCGAGGGCACGGCUUAAUACUAAAUUUUAAAUUUUAAAUAAAUAAAUACAUAAAUGGAACUUUUUCUUUUCCCUUUUGGUAUGUAUCUAUUUUAGCCCUUAAUUAAUGGAAAAACUAAUAUUUAGCGUGCA
Benincasa hispida (wax gourd) is the source of this 1174-nucleotide messenger RNA. Its product is annotated as cinnamoyl-CoA reductase-like SNL6. NCBI's taxonomy places the organism in Eukaryota, Viridiplantae, Streptophyta, Magnoliopsida, Cucurbitales, Cucurbitaceae. Gene Ontology annotation, molecular function: oxidoreductase activity, acting on the CH-OH group of donors, NAD or NADP as acceptor. The record is from RefSeq and is a predicted model, not a curated record.